ACAGGUGAAUCCAUCGACGGGGAACAUUCUAGACUCGAUUACACGGCACUCACGGCACAAGUUUGUUUUAAAAUGGCGGCGGAAGCGUCGAGACAGCUGCGUUGAGGAGGCAGGGAAGUGAUGGUGGUACAGCAGUAGUCACAGCAUCAUCAUGGACCGCCCCGGUCGGCGGCUACCUGCCACCCACCUGUAGCAUCAGUCGGCAGCAUGGCGAACACGACCCUCGGUACCCAGGACCGGAGAGGCAGCCGCUGUGGUGUGUCUGGAGGAGCCAUAGUGGAGAACGGCUGUGUAAUGAAAGACCCUCCGACCUCCGACCUCCACGAUUAUACCAACCACCACUGCAAUGAACCCAGCACGACCCCGCACGGCGAGCCUGUCCUGCCCACCUACAAGCCGUCCUGCUCCUCCACCCCCAUCUACUACAGCAGCCCCCAGAAAAGCUACUCGGACCUGAACCAGGACAGCCACAGCUUGUCUUCCCAGGACUCUGGUAUCCCGACUCUGGAGAUCAACCCUCCGGAGCCCAUCCUCCACAGCCACCAACGCUCAGGCGACGGAGGCCUCAUCCUGGAGUCCAGGCACGACUCUCCUGCCACUUUACCUUUAGAUGACGAUGCCUCUGACAGCAACGCCAUCCGCAAAUCCUCCACCUUCCCCCGCAGCGGGUACGACUCCAUCCGCCAUUUCAGCCCCGCCCUCAGAUUAUCCGCCACCACGGGGAUGUGCAUCGGGGGCGGAGCGUUAAACCGCAGCGAUGACAUCUCCGUGUGCAGCGUGUCCAGCAUGAGCACCGAGCUGUCGGUCUCUAAUGAAGACAUCUUGGAUUUCACCGUUACCUCCGACUCCAGCGCUAUUGUUACCCUGGAGACGGACGACAGCGGCGCCGCUCACUUCUCGGACGUGACGCUGUCGUCAUCGCCGGGAAGAGACUUAUGGAGUCCUGUAAGAGCGUAUCCGGGGUCAGGUGUCAUGCAACAGGAAGAGGAUGGCAGGCAGAAGAAACUGGGACCUCUAGCAAGCUUAUUCAACAAGAGCCUGUUUGCCAGGAGGGUGAAGGACAGUCGGCCAGUGGAGCAGAGGGAUCCAGGGUGGAAGUUGUUUGGGAAAGUCCCGCCACGGGAAGGCCCCACGAAGGACUCUAAGAGAAUACAAAAGGAAUAUGAAACAAAGAGUGGCAGAGCUGGACCUGGCAACCCGACGUCUCCCAGGCAGAGCGUGAGGAAAAACCUGGACUUUGAACCCCUCUCCACCACCGCACUUAUACUGGAGGACAGACCUGCUAAUCUGCCUGCCAAGCCAGCCGAGGAGGCACAGAAGCACAGACAGCAGUAUGAAGAGAUGGUGGCCCAGGCCAAGAAGAGAGAGUUGAAGGAGGCUCAGAAGAGAAAGAAACAGCUGGAAGAUCGGUGUAAGCUCGAGGAGAGCAUCGGCACAGCCGCCCAGACCUGGAACCAGGAGAUCUUGCCUAACUGGAGUACAAUGUGCACAUCUCGCCGAGUGAGGGACCUCUGGUGGCAGGGCAUCCCGCCCAGUGUCAGAGGCAAAGUGUGGAGCCUGGCUGUGGGAAAUGAGCUCAACAUCACACAUGAGCUGUACAGCAUCUGCCUGUCCCGAGCAAAAGAGAAAUGGAGGACCACGGCAGCACCGGCCCCAGAGCCUGAAACUGAAGAUGCUGGCUCAUCAGAUCGGGAGUCGAGUCUGGAGCUGAUCAAGCUGGACAUCUCAAGAACUUUCCCCCACUUGUGUAUCUUCCAGCAGGGCGGGCCAUAUCAUGAUGUGCUGCACAGCAUUCUGGGAGCAUACACUUGUUACCGGCCAGACGUUGGCUACGUGCAGGGGAUGUCGUUCAUCGCAGCAGUGCUGAUCCUGAACCUGGACACAGCUGAUGCCUUUAUAGCUUUUGCCAACCUGCUCAACAAGCCCUGUCAGAUGGCCUUCUUCAGAGUCGACCACAGCCUUAUGUUGACUUACUUUUCGGCAUUUGAAGUGUUCUUUGAAGAAAAUCUACCAAAGCUUUUUGCACAUUUCAAGAAAAACAGCUUGACCCCCGAUAUUUAUUUAAUCGACUGGAUCUUCACUCUGUACAGUAAGUCGCUGCCGUUGGACCUGGCGUGUCGGGUGUGGGACGUGUUCUGCAGAGACGGCGAGGAGUUCUUGUUCCGCACGGCGCUGGGCGUGCUGCGCCUCUACCAGGACGUCCUCACCUGCAUGGACUUCAUCCACAUGGCCCAGUUCCUCACCCGCCUGCCCGACCUCUUCCCCGGCGAGCAGCUCUUCCAGCACAUCGCCGCCAUUCACAUGACCAGCCGCAACAGGAAGUGGGCGCAGGUCCUGCAGGCGUUACAGAAAGAUCCGGAGCGAGGCAGCCCGGUGCUGAAGCGCUGAGCUGAGAUCAGAGGAAAAAACAUCACACUAACGGACUCAACCAGACCAACUGGACUCUUAGCAGGCCGGAGGGGCCGGAGGGACCUGAGAAACCUUUGUUCAACGUCAACGGGACAUAUCUGGUUGUAGCCGCUGUGAUAAACCUCUUCUCCAGAGCCGCGUCACUGCUCAAACUGGAACCGGGACCCUCUAGGGUCUGUCCGUGAUGAGGAAGGGGUGUGAAAAGGAAAAUGAGGCCUUAUUUAUCUCCCGCCACCCCUCCUCUGCUCAGAGGCCCAGCAGUGGACUGGAAAGUGUAGUUGGCAGAGGCUGAAGAAUGUAUCGCACACUCCCACACACACAUCCACCCACCAGGCUGAUUCAGGUCUCCACAGACCAGAGGGACCCACAGAGAUACCAGUUACUACUUAAAUCCUCCACUUUUAAUUCUCUGCUGCCUUUCUAGUUACAGUUCCACUUGUCUUUUCUUUAAAUUUGGCAGUUUUUAUAACAAAAAGUCUAUGUUUGACUCCCAAUCUCUAAAGAAUAUCAGUCAGGGAAAGUAAUCGUAAUGUCCUAGAAUGAUCCAGAGUCUGAUCUGUGAAUGACUGUGUUGAAAUGCAUUAAGUGGGACCUCAGCUAGUGUCUCUGUGUGUCUGGAUCUCUGUCUCUGCACCUUUUUACUCAAAACUUUCAUUCAUUCCUUCACGUUGUCUGAGUUAGAUUUUGUCCUUCGACCUGUGUGCUUGUCAUUUGUUUCCUGAACCAUUCCAUGAAGCUCUUGGAGAGUUUUUUUUUUUUUUGUCCACAAAAAUGCACAUAACCUGUAUGCUGUAGGUAAAACACCUGAAGACAACUUUGGUGUCUCUGAGAGCACCACGUUGUUACGUUUAAUGAAGUGUUUUAACCCUCUAAAAAGAGUUCAUAAGCUGCCUGUAAAAUGCAUUUUACAGUAUAUUUAUGUCAAUGAAACUGGAGUAAAUAAUGAGGUCAUACAUACCGCAUCCGACACAAACUUUCCCCCGCACCCAAGAUGUUUGAGCUACAUUUCAGCUUGUUAGCGUUUUGAUUCCUGAUGUCUUGGUGUGUGUGUGUGUGUGUGUGGGUGUGUAUUUAUUUAAUAUUUAUCAAAAGGACAACGGAGCAUUAACAGGACAUUGUUCCAGUCACAUGAAGGGUUGUUGCUGAGCCUCUCUCCACCCAAACUCGUACGCACUCGGUUUCAACAACACGUAAACACAGACAAGAGGUCGUGCCUCUGAAGCAUUAUUUGUCCACUAGAGGGCAGAUUAAGGCUCAGUCAUCUCUGAUAUCCCCUCGACAACUUCUGAUUUUGAACGCAAACACGACAAUACCCUGCUUAGGUUGGGCUGCUGUUUUGGUCUGUUAAUAUAGCAGUUGAUGGAGGUGAAACCAUUCAUCAAUUACAGGAAAGAAAAUAAUGUCAUUAUAUUCCCUUGUUCCAGCUUCUUAGCUGUGGGGAUUUGCUGCUUUCUUUGUCUGAUGUGAUAAGAGUAAGUUGAAUGGGUUUUGAACGGAUGGUCCAACAAAACAAAAAGUGACAUUGUGAUGGGCAGUCGCUCAGCAGAUUAACUGAUCAUGAAAAUAGCGGGUUGUUAAAAGCAAGUAUAUUGUGUAGGCGUUCUAAUCCAGUGGUUCUCAACCUAGGGUCAGGGGAUAUUUCAAUUUGACUAUUAUUUAAUCCACUAGAAGUAAGAGUGAUUAUUCUGUUCGUAGGUUUGACACUCCUCACUGUUAAUCUGCCACUCUACAGUACAGACAGUUAGGGAAUAACUAAAUCUUAUCAGACAGGGAUCCCCGAGACUACUUAUCAAAUACAGGUCCAGGGCCUGAUCCGUCUGACUUUGUAACAACAUCUGUCCAGCUGGUUGUUCACCAUUUUAGUACAGUUUCUCACCACUUUUUGUCUGCUUGUAACACAAGCUACAGACCCGAGCUAACACCAAUCCAAGCAAAGCAAAACUUUCAAUUCGCAGUGGAAUGAAAACAAUUAGCUUGUUUGUUUUGUUUGGAUUUUAGAUUCUUGUCAUUUCCUGUCACGUGUGUCUCAGUGGUCACCGUCGGACCGUCAGGUGCAACCAUGUGAUCUUCCGGGCUUUGUGGCUGCUGUUCUCUGAGGUUGUCAGACAUGUCAGGGCCCUAACGCUACAUUCACACUGUGGUAAAUGUGUCACUCCCUCCUGACCUGUGGUGGGCGGGGCCGGUAUUUGCAUGAAAUUUUGUUACCGGCAUUGUUUUCAUGAGUUGACGUAGACUGUGCAAAGUUAAAGUGAAUUAAUUGAUCCCAACUGGAGAGCAACAGUUUGUUAAAUGUCUUUUUUGCCAUUUUUGCACAGAUCUGUUCAUCAAAUGAAAUAAGAAUUGAGAAAUGUAGAAAUCUCAUUGGUUGUUGAUGUUGGUGAAGAAUUUUCUCAGUCAACACCCGUGAAACAGAAGAACCAACUAACGGCAUUUGUCAGUGUGAACGCAGUAACUGUGCUGUUGCUGGUUGUGAAGCUGCUUCAUCCGAGUUCUGAUGAGCCCACUUCCUUUUGUGCCCUGUUAAUAUCAGUCAUGUCUCUAUUUUGUCUCAGUAUCUCUUGUCCCCACUGAGGCCACAUUACACUUUUGAAAUGCCUUGAAGAAGAAUGGACCACGGCUGAAGUAUAACACACAAACAGGAAGCACCUUUCAUCUGUAAAUCAUCAUGUCGACAGGCCCGCGGCUGCUGACAGACGCGAUCCGUGUGCAUCAGUUCAGCAACAUGCAGCAGACUUUCUGAUCCCUCUUCUCGAUGCACUCCUCCCCCCCUCACUCCCCCGGUGUGGCGACACACCGCAGGACUGCAAUAAAAAGCUUUUUGCACGUUCAUGUAAGCCUUUGAUUUGUGCCUCUCAUCACUUUAUGUCAUCACUCGCAGGUUUAAACGGGUUUUUCAUCCUUUGUUUUUUUGAUGCUUAAGUAGUGACCAGCUGAUGAAACAAGCUGGUGUGUGUGUGUUUCAUGUGUAUGUGUGGUAUUUCCGUAAUGAGAUCUGCUAGUUACUAGUUGUUACAUUAAAGGCUGGCCUGUGUAUGAAUUGACCCAGCUCUACCAACACUACCUGCUGACUGCCCUUCUAUCACACACUGUAUGAUCCACAGUGGGCGAAAACAAAAUUCAAAGUAAACUUAAAUAAAAAGUGUAAUAUGCUGUUUGACUUGCUGGAUGUCUGUAUUUUCUUGGGUUCUGUUUGUUUUGCAUUGUCUGUUUUUGUUUCUCCUCCAGAGACCCGUGUACUGUAGAGGACUGAUGGACAUGGAUGGAGACAGCAGAGGGUUACCAUGCUGUAUCUCACUUGAAAUGUAUAUAAACAAUGGUUUUAUUAAAAUAAAGAGCUGUACAUAUUCAA
Molecule: messenger RNA, 5758 nt
Organism: Morone saxatilis (striped sea-bass)
Lineage: Eukaryota; Metazoa; Chordata; Actinopteri; Moronidae
Gene: tbc1d14
Product: TBC1 domain family, member 14
Exons: 15
Coding region: 208-2388 (726 amino acids)
Source: RefSeq, a predicted model, not a curated record